This is a messenger RNA of Limulus polyphemus (Atlantic horseshoe crab), 1501 nucleotides long. Its product is annotated as thiopurine S-methyltransferase-like. NCBI's taxonomy places the organism in Eukaryota, Metazoa, Arthropoda, Merostomata, Xiphosura, Limulidae. The record is from RefSeq and is a predicted model, not a curated record. Gene Ontology annotation, molecular function: thiopurine S-methyltransferase activity. The transcript is spliced from 8 exons. Bases 31 to 717 code for a protein of 228 amino acids.
UAUAUAUUUUAUUUUUUUUAUUGGACGAUCAUGGCUUCUCAAGACUCUUUCAAUCAGUGGAACUUUGCGUGGGAGAAAAAUAACACAAAGUGGCAUAUACAGGAAAGACAUCCGUAUUUGGAAAAGUAUACAGAUGUUCUUCUUAAUGGUCGUAAGGAAGUACAGAUUUUCUUUCCAAUGUGUGGAAAAUGUGUGGACAUGAAAUGGUUUUAUGAUAAUGGUCACAGAGUAGUGGGUGUUGAGUAUGUGGAGAAAGGAGUAGUGGAAUUCUUUCAGGAACAAGGGUUAGAGUAUGUUGUUGAGCCGGUGGAGCAAAUUUGUGGAAAUCUUUACAAGACAGCUGAUGAACAUUUGAAGAUUUUUUGCUGUGAUUUUCUGAAGUUUGACAAAGAUUGUGCUGGUCUAAUGGAUGUGGUGUGGGACAGAGGAGCUUUAGUAGCCAUAGAAAAAGGUGAUAGGAAAAAAUAUGUUAAGCUAAUGCUGUCCAUUUUAGCUCCAGGAUAUCAAUAUCUGUUAUCAACUUUUUGUUAUGAUGAUUGGUUUUUUUCUGGCUGUCCUCGAACAGUACCUCCUGCAUUAGUACAUAUAUUGUUUGGUAAUCACUGUAAUUUACAACACUUGGAAACAAGAGACGCAUCUGAAAGAAUGUCAGAAAGAAUGGACAUUAGGCCUGUUUUGGAAGAUUUCUGGUUGAUCACUGAGAAGAACUUGAAAUGAGUUGAAGUGAUGUAGAUGUUGAAAUCAUCAACAGAACUCUUGAAUUCUUUGUAAUUGAAAAUACUAAAUGAAAUGGAUUAUCUUGGAAACCAUUUAAAACGUUUUUGGAGGGUUUUAUAAAUAGUAACAGAUGAUUAGUGGAGAUACAUAAAUGAUUUUUUGAAAUUUAAAUUUUUAAUUGCCUUGCAACAAUUAUUAGAUUUUUUAUAGUGUGUUUUACACUGCUUUUAAAAUAGUUUAUUUUUGAAAUAUCAUGGAGUAAAAUGUCGUAAUAGAUUAGAAGCAAUUAUAGUAAUGUUAAUGGAAAAGCAGUUAAAUAAUUAUAUUUAAUUGUAUGUAAUUAGUAUUAAUAGAGAAAAGCAUCUAAGUCUUUUUUAAUACAAUAAUAAUGUUUCAAAAUAUAACUUAAACAACAGUUAAGGGCUUUCCCACACAAAAACAGGUGCUUUAUUUUGGUUAGCAAUAAUGGCCAAAUGGAGUGAUUUGGUUUAAAACUUAAGUGUAAUAAUGAACAAGACUGUUAAAGUAGAAUAUAUAUAUUUGUUUAAUUCAAAUGAAGUGAGGCAGUCUAUUCUGAUGUAUGUAGUAACAAUAUUAGUUAAUAGAUGGUGAAACGUGCAGAAUUAUUUGAACCUAUGAGAUUAUCACUUCUGGUGUAUUAUCACAACUUGUUAUUAUAAAAUUGUUUUUAAUCCAUAAUUUAAUUCAUCUUUGAAAAGUGAUUGUUGUAAUGCUGAAAGUUUGAUCAGUUGCACAAUAAAAAUCAACUUAAGUUUUUGAUUAA